CUCCAAGCUUCUUCAAUGGGGAUUUUGCGAUUGCACGAGACAGAUAAUGCGGAGAUAGAAGAGUUCCGCCGUAUGCUGCUGUCUUGUGCCGCUGGUCACCGGAGAAAGGACGGUGACGAUUUGAGAGACAAUGUUCCUGUGAUCUCCGGAGCUGGAAACGAAGACGUACUGGAGAAGUUAGUGUGUGUCACCAGCGGCGUUUCGUACCUCGGUAUUGCUAUUGUGAACCAGCUUCUUGUCCGUGGUUACUCCGUGCGGAUCAUUGUUGAUAAUGAGGAAGAUGUGGAGAAGCUGAGGCAGAUGGAAAUAUCAGGUGAAAUGAGACUUACCAAUAGUAUUAUUGAAAUAGUCAUGGCUAAGCUGAAUGAAAUUGAAAGCUUGGCCAAUGCGUUUGAUGGUUGCCGUGGCGUGUUCCACACUGCUGGCUUUAUCGACCCUGCUGGGUUAUCUGGCUAUUCGAAAGCCAUGGCUGAGAUUGAAGUGAGUGCAAGUAAAAAUGUUGUGAAGGCUUGUGGGGUUACACCUUCAGUUAGACAUUGCGUACUCACAUCCUCACUUUUGACCUGCAUUUGGCGAGAUAACUCUUGUAACGGACUCCCUUCCGUAAUUGACCAUAGCUGCUGGAGUGAUGAAUCCGUCUGCCAAAACAAAAAGCUCUGGUAUGCUUUGGGAAAGUUGAGGGCAGAAAAAUCUGCUUGGAAAGUUGCCAAGGAGAGCGGUGUUAAACUUGCGACCGUUUGUCCCGGGCUUAUCACCGGACCAGAUUUCUACCAUCGUAGUCCAACAUCUACAAUUGCAUAUCUCAAAGGUGUUCAAGAAAUGUACGUGAAUGGCUUGCUAGCAUCUGUUGAUGUAAAUAGGUUAGCAGAGGCACAUGUAUGUGUAUUCGAGGGGAUGAAAAAGACAGCAUCCGGGAGGUACAUUUGCUUUGAUCGAAUAAUAGGAAGUGGAGACGAGAUUGAAAAUUUGGCUAGAGAGACGGGCAUAAACUCAAGCACAAUAAUUGGGGGCGCGUCAAGUAGCAACAGAGCUCGGUUUGAAUUGUCAAACCAGAAGCUUUUUCGGCUGAUGUCAAGAACAUGGAGAUGUUUUAAUGAAUAACUGGUAAAUUAUUGUUCAAAAUUGGCUUUGAUCAAGAGUCGAAAGAGUAGGUACUUUCUGUCAAAUCCUUAAAAUCAAAGAUGCCUAGUGAAGUUUUGAAUGAUGAAUGUAAUACCGAUUAUUAUUGUGGAUUUGUAUUCAACUUUUUUGGGAAAAAAAUAGUAUGGGACAGCGUUAGUGGAUUAUCUUAAAUUUUGGGCAGUACUGUGAAUUCUAAUUCAACCCCUGAACUAGUAUGAUUGUUCAAUUUGGUCACUGAA
This is a messenger RNA of Olea europaea var. sylvestris, 1361 nucleotides long. Its product is annotated as cinnamoyl-CoA reductase-like SNL6. Gene Ontology annotation, molecular function: 3-beta-hydroxy-Delta5-steroid dehydrogenase (NAD+) activity. The record is from RefSeq and is a predicted model, not a curated record. The coding region runs from base 16 to 1101 and encodes 361 amino acids. The transcript is spliced from 4 exons. NCBI's taxonomy places the organism in Eukaryota, Viridiplantae, Streptophyta, Magnoliopsida, Lamiales, Oleaceae. Gene Ontology annotation, biological process: steroid biosynthetic process.